AUGGAUGUUGACGAAAAGAUAAAGGCAUACAGAUUUGUGGCUUACGCUACCUUUAUAUUUUCACUAGUAGCUAUCUUGUCAGUUUUUGUAGUAUUGCCCAUUGUUUACAAUCAUGUUCAUCAUCUGCGAAAACAAAUGCGUGGAGAAAUUCUGUUUUGUCAGAAUAGAACUGUUCGUAAUGUUAAAGGUUCUUGUUCUGAAUGCUGUGUGCCAGAUCCUGUUGGGCCACCAGGAGUUCCUGGUAAGUCUGGAAAACCCCGUAAUACAGGCGCUCCAGGAAGCCUUAGAAAUUCUGGCAAACCAUUGGACCAACCUUGUUCACCAAUUACUCCACCGCCCUGUCCACAGUGUCUGGCUGGGCCGCCGGGUAAAAAGGGAAAACUAGGACCUAUGGGAGAUUCUGGAGUUCCUGGGCCUACAGGUCAACCAGGUCAAGAUGGGAAACCAGGACUGACAGGGAUGAAAGGUCGCACUGGUCUACCAGGUCCUAGAAAUGCUGCUGGUCAGCAAGGGCCGCCUAGAAAAGACGCUGAGAAUAGUCCUGCACUUUCAGGUCCUCCUGGAGCGCCAGGUGGUAGGGGACCUGAAGGGAGUGUUGGAGAACCUGGAUUACCAGGUUGUGAUGGAGUGAGAGGUUUACCAGGUCCCGACGGUAAUCCAGGAGAACCAGAAAAAAGUGGCUCGUGGGGAACAGGAGAGGAGAGAGGCACUUGUCAUAACUGCCGAAUCUUAAAUGACUUUCAAAAUUGUUAUCCGAAAAAUUGCGGGAGACGAAAUUGUCUGAAAAUGGAUGCAGAAACUAAACUGAAAGCUUAUAGAUUUGUUGCCUAUACCACCUUUGCUUUUUCCGCUAUUGCCAUAUUUUCAGUAUGCGUCACGUUACCAAUGAUCUACACUUAUGUAUAUCAUGUUAGGACUCAAAUGCGUAACGAAAUCAGUUUCUGCAAGGUUCCUUUUUCUUUCACUUUUCCUGCAUUCUUUUUUUCUAAAAAAUUAGUUUUAUGAAA
Molecule: messenger RNA, 1007 nt
Organism: Enterobius vermicularis (human pinworm)
Lineage: Eukaryota; Metazoa; Nematoda; Chromadorea; Rhabditida; Oxyuridae
Source: the annotation of a GenBank genome assembly